Molecule: messenger RNA, 5332 nt
Organism: Schistosoma haematobium
Lineage: Eukaryota; Metazoa; Platyhelminthes; Trematoda; Strigeidida; Schistosomatidae
Product: Mannosyl-oligosaccharide 1,2-alpha-mannosidase IB, variant 3
Exons: 4
Coding region: 3352-4116 (254 amino acids)
Biological process (GO): carbohydrate metabolic process; N-glycan processing
Cellular component (GO): Golgi membrane; endoplasmic reticulum
Molecular function (GO): calcium ion binding; mannosyl-oligosaccharide 1,2-alpha-mannosidase activity
Source: RefSeq, a predicted model, not a curated record
CCGCGUGACUAUCGUAACCAAUGGUUGGAGACUCUUGGUGACAUGGCUCAGAAUCGAUCACAAUGGCGUCGGUGUAUACACUCUUUGUCUUCCCUUAAACUAUGAGAUUAAAAUCGCUUCAUAUCUUUCUUUCUACGAACCAAUUCUUUCUUCUUGUACUAUAUCUCUACAUGCAAUCUUUCUUUUAUAUAUUACCACCUUUGACCUAACCACUGCUAUGAAUCCGGUGUUCAUCUUGUUGUGCUGAUGCGGUAUGGCAACCUGGACCGAUGCACAUAUGUGCCUGGUCCUACGUUGUAUCUGACUGACUGAUAUAUAUUUAGUGCCCCCAUGUACCAAUAUUUGUGUUCAAAUAAAAAAAUAAAGUCUCGGGAAGACCAUAUAUAUUGGUGGUCCCCUGCUCUCCAUACUUCUUUGUAGAGCUAUUUAAAUAAAACUAACUCUUUGCAAAAGUGGAAAGAAUAAUUAUUUUUCUAAAUACUUCAUCCUCGUGUUCUACCUACACUUAAACUAUUAAGGAAAAAUUUCUAUCUAAUAUGAUCAUAUGACUAUUCUUCUGUUAUGAAUUACUUUAGGGGAGAUAAGCGGAAUUUCGUCUGGGCAAAUGGUCGAUGUUCAAUUCUAUCAGAGUUUGGUACAUUACAUAUGGAAUUUAAAUACCUUUCUGAGCUAACUGGCAAUCCGGUCUAUUCAGAAAAGGUUUGUUUUCAAGUAGUUUGCUUACUUUUUAUGUAAAAUAAUAGUGAGAACUGUCUUACCCCCCCCCAACUAUAGCUUGUUUCCGAUUGACCUAGUGUUGCAUAAGUGUGCUAGAAAAAAGCAGUUUAAUCAUCACAGUAUACAAUUAACGUAAUUUUCAAAAACAUGUUAAUAAGAUCCACAACAUCCUUGGUUUUGUAAAGUCAUCCUGUGUUAUAUGUUUACUAUAUGAUCCCAGUCCAUAUAAUUUUUUGACCAUCAUUCUAACCCGAUUACUAGGUAGAAUCUGAUUAGCUCCAUGUUGAUUACCUAUCAAAAAUUGAUCAAGGACCAAAAGUACUUAAAUUAUGACUCCAAAUGAUUACAUAUGAGAUGAAUCAUGAGUUUUUUUAAGGCUAAAUAUUACUCUUCGUUGAUUAUUGUCGAACUUGUAUUCAAAACAUUCUAUUAAUCAGUCAAGUUUAUGAUUCUGUGCGAUCUACAAUUAGUUAGUUGUUAUUCUUCGCAUUCUAGGAUACAAGACGUAGCUUAUUUCAGCAUUAUUGAAUUAUCGAUAAGUCACAGUUCAAUUCACAAUAUCUUUGUCAAAGUAAUUAUCAUCUAUGAUAAUUAUUGUAAAUGCGUUUGCAAUGCUAUAUUGUUGUAUUACUGUAGGACAAACAAAAUAUUUUUAGUAAUUCUACCUCACUAAUUUUUACAUUCAUCAUACUUAUGUUUUUCUAUCGUAUGUGUUUCAGUUUAAUUAAUACAGAUUUGUUUUUUAUUUUGAAACUAUAUUAGCAAAUUGUCUAUUUUAAACUCUUGAAUCCCAUUUUUUCACUACGCAAGAUCUAAUUUAACAGAGGAGUGAAAGUAUUCCACUCACAUCAAUAGUAAAGAGUUUAUAUUUGUGCCUUGUAUACUAAGUUUUUUUUAAUUGCUAAACUCCAUUCCAAGUACAGCUUACAUUCAUAUGACUGAUUUGCUUUCCCUAUUUUUUUUUCAUUCUAAAGUUAUCUACCCUGGGUUGUUUUAAUUUAAUGUGAAUAUAAUCAAAUUAAUAUCAUUUCUAUGCCAGAACACACAUUUUUCAUUGUGUUGUUGAUAUUUAAGUAAUCGAUUGGUAAAAUAAUAAUAACUACUUUUUUUAUAGUUGGCAUAACGAUAAGUUUUGCUUUUACUGUGAAAACAAUGGAACACCAAUAUUUUGUUGUCAUGUUUUUUUUCUGGGAGGAGGAACAAGUGCCGACGGACUGGAAAGAAGGACACCUCGUCAAGAUUCCAAAGAAAGGAGAUCUGAGCAAAUGUGAAAACUACAGAGGCAUUACACUACUGUCAAUACCAGGGAAAGUCUUCAACAGAGUGUUGCUGAACCAGAUGAAGGAUGCAGUAGACGCCCAACUUCGAGAUCAACAGGCUGGAUUCCGUAAGGAUCGGUCGUGCACAGACCAAGUUGCGACACUACGGAUCAUCGUCGAACAAUCAGUUGCGUGGAACUCAUCACUAUACAUCAACUUCAUUGAUUAUGAAAAGGCAUUUGACAGUGUAGAUAGGAGGACAUUAUGGAAACUUCUUCGACACUACGGAGUUCCUGAGAAGAUUGUCAAUAUUAUCCGGAACUCAUACGACGGACUACAGUGCAAAGUAGUACAUGGAGGACAGCUGACAGAUGCAUUCCAAGUAAGGACCGGAGUCAGACAAGGCUGUUUACUCUCUCCCUUCCUCUUUCUUCUGGUGGUCGACUGGAUUAUGAAGACCUCGAUAUCUGAAGGAAAACACGGAAUACAAUGGACAGCUCAGAAUCAAUUAGACUAUUUGGACUUCGCAGAUGACCUAGCCCUCCUAUCACGUACACACGAACAGAUGCAGAUGAAGACAGCCAGUGUAGCAGCAGUCUCUGCAUCAGUAGGCCUCAGCAUACACAAAGGGAAAACUAAGGUCCUCAAAUUCAAAGCGGAGAACAGCAAUCCAAUCACACUUGAUGGCGAAUCUCUGGAAGAUGUAGAGUCCUUCACAUACCUAGGAAGCAUCAUCGAUGAACAAGGAGGAUCCGAUGCAGACGUAAAGGCGAGGAUCGGCAAAGCAAUGGUCGCAUUCCUACAAUUGAAGAACAUAUGGAACCCAAAACAACUUUCAACCAAUAUCAAAGUGAGUAUCUUCAAUACGAACGUCAAGGCAGUUCUACUGUAUGGAGCUGAAACUUGGAGAACUACAACAACCACAAUCAAGAAAGUACAAGUAUUUAUAAAUAGCUGUCUACGCAAGAUACUCAACAUCCAUUGGUCGGAUACCAUCAGCAAUAGCCUUCUGUGGGAGAGAACAAACCAACUUCCAGAUGAAAAAGAAAUUAGGAAAAGACGAUGGAAAUGGAUAAGACAUACAUUACGCAAAUCGUCAAACUGCAUCACGAGGCAAGUCCUAACUUGGAAUCCUGAAGGGAAGCGAAAAAGAGGAAGGCCAAAGAACACAUUGCGUCGGAUAAUAGAAACAGAUAUGAAAACGAUGAAUUACAACUGGACGGAGCUAGAAAGGAUUGCCCAGGACAGGGUUGGAUGGAGAAUGCGCGUGAGCGACCUAUGCUCCUUCACGAGGAGUAACAGGCGUAAGUAAGUUGAUGCUAUUCGUAAGGUUUUGGAAGAAGUGAACAAGCCUAAUGGGUUAUUUCUUAAUUUUAUGGAUCCGAAUACAAAAUCAUGGUGUGGUAAUGAAGCUGGUCUCUCUGCAUUAGGUGAUUCAUUUUAUGAAUAUUUGCUAAAAGAAUGGAUUCGUACUGAUCAUAAAGAUGUGAAAGCUCUUGAACUAUACAAAUCUAGUUUAGAAUCAUUCCUAAAAGUUGGUUUAUUUCAUAAAAGUCCUCAACAUAAUUUACUUUAUGUUGGCAACUACAAGUAUGGCACUAUUUCCAAUUCAAUGGAUCAUCUGGCUUGUUUUGUUGGCGGUAUGCUCUCUCUCGGUGCAUCAGAUAAAAAUGAUCCAUGGUUUCAACGUGGUAUUGAAAUUACUGAUACUUGUAGAAGAAGUUACGAUAGUGCAUCAACAGGUCUUGGUCCAGAAAUAUUUUCAUUUACUGAUCAGUCUUCUGCCAUUGCGAUUACUCAAUCUCAUAAAGUGUAUCUUCUGCGACCAGAAACAGUGGAAUCAUAUUUCUAUUUAUGGCGACUAACUAAAGAUCCAAAGUAUCGUGUUUGGGCAUGGGAUGUAGUUCAGGCUAUUGAAAAGUAUGCUCGUACAAAUGCUGGCUAUUCUGGUUUACAUGACGUUUACUCUACUAACUCUACUUUAGAUGAUGUUCAGCAGUCAUAUUUCUUAGCAGAAACACUGAAAUACCUUUAUUUAAUAUUUUCAGAAGAUACAUUAUUACCGCUUGAUAGAUGGGUGUUCAAUUCUGAAGCGCAUCCAUUACCUAUUCAAAAUAAAGUCAAACUAACACCUGGCUAAUCAGUCGGUAUCAUAUUCCUAAUGUUGGUGAUAAUAAUAACUCCAAUGUCCAGAAUUUUGUUUUGUGCAAAGACGAUAUUUUCUUUCACCCCCUCUGGGCUGUUUUUCUUCUGUUUUUUCUCUUCGUAGAUUCUAUAACUAGGUGCUAUAUUUUCUUUCUAUCGCAGUGUUUAAACGCUGCUUGUGUGCAAUUACAGAAAGGAAGAAACAAGAGGAGUGUAUAUAUACAUAUAUAUUUCCUAUAACGAUCAUCAGGUGUGUAUAGAACUUGUUUUUUUCUCGUCGUUUACUUUACAGCUAAGAAUAAUGUAUGUAAUUAAAUGGGAUUACCUGUUUCACAACUUUCCAUGUAACAUUGUGUUUGUCAGGUGAAAACAAAGUAAUUCCCAGCGAAUCUCUCUCGUUUCUUGUCACAUUGUUUUUCAAAACUUUUUUAACUAUCUCUGUUUUUUUCUUUUUUUCUUUACAUUGUAUCUCUUUUUCAGUCAGACUGUGAUAAUUUUCCUAUUUAAUGUCUUAUAGAAAUUAGAUUAUAGAUAACGUUUUUUAAUCCGAGGUUCAGUGUUGAGUAUUCUUGUUCCUUUCCUUGAUUCUUUCCUGAUCUAUACUAUUUUAUUCUGUCAUCUAGUUUAUGUUUAACCUUUUCACACUUUUCAACAGAUUUCUUAUUUUUUCUCUAACAAUAAUGUCUGUUUUUUUCCACUUUCAGGUGAAUGAAUUUCUUCUGACUAUAAACAACACAUAUAUAUUUAUAUUUUAUGCCUAUACUUUUCUGCUCCGUGUAAAUCUUUAGAAAUUUUUAUUUGUUUAACUGACCAACGUUGUCAGUCGCACGUUUCAUUAGUGUGUAGUUUUGUUUGUUUGUGAAACUAUCUGUGUUACUUUGCUUCCAGAUGUAUAUAAAUAUAUAUAGUGGAACUUCGCUUGUUGAAUGGGUUAGUUUUUUGUUGAAAAUAUAUGAUUACUACAUUUGGCCCGUUGAAGCAUGUUAAUGGUAGUGGUUAGGGUCUAUAAUAUUGUUGUCAAAUGCGUGGCAUUAAACAAGACAUGAAUCUAGCAUGUAUUAGUUUUCAGCACAUCCACUUAUCUCAUUAAAAUUUUUCAAAGACUAUAGAUUGGAUUGAUGUAUCUUAAGCCAUCUACACUACUAACAAUAUAUGUAAUUACCAGGUUACUGUACUUUUUCACAUGACUGAUGACUCAUAGAAAUCCCAAC